CCGCUGCGCUAUGAGGGCGCCUCUCUGGGGCUGGCCCAGGCCGGAGCCGGCUUGCUCUGCUCCAGGGCAAGUGUGAAGAGAGAGGCGCGGGCGGGAGACGGGGCUGCGCGCGGCGUUCGCGGACCGGCGCGGGUUCCAGAUGCAUUUUGUAGGAGUAUUUUGAAGAUGAAUGUUUGCAAAUCAUUUUGAAAUUGCCAAACGCCACAUACAUGGGAUGCAUCCUGCUUUUUUCCUGGAGUUCACCCCUGUGGCUUGGAUUUAUCACUGUAGCAUCUGUCUUCGAUCUAUGUGUUAACUAGAAAUCAAGGGAAGACAUGAGGAGGUUUGUUUACUGCAAGGUGGUUCUAGCCACUUCACUGAUGUGGGUUCUCGUCGAUGUCUUCCUACUCCUGUACUUCAGUGAAUGUAACAAAUGCGAUGACAAGAAGGAGAGGUCCCUGCUACCUGCACUCAGGGCUGUUAUUUCGAGAAACCAAGAAGGCCCGGGAGAAAUGGGAAAGGCUGUGCUGAUUCCUAAAGAUGACCAGGAGAAAAUGAAAGAACUAUUUAAAAUCAAUCAGUUUAACCUUAUGGCCAGUGAUUUGAUUGCCCUUAACAGAAGUCUACCGGAUGUAAGACUAGAAGGAUGCAAGACAAAGGUCUACCCUGAUGAACUUCCAAACACAAGCGUAGUCAUUGUGUUUCACAAUGAAGCUUGGAGCACUCUCCUUAGAACUGUUUAUAGUGUGAUAAAUCGUUCCCCACGCUAUCUGCUCUCUGAGGUCAUCUUGGUAGAUGAUGCCAGUGAAAGAGAUUUUCUCAAGUUGACAUUAGAGAAUUAUGUGAAAAACUUAGAGGUGCCAGUAAAAAUUAUUAGAAUGGAAGAACGCUCUGGGCUAAUACGUGCCCGCCUUCGAGGAGCAGCCGCUUCAAGAGGGCAGGUCAUAACUUUUCUGGAUGCACACUGUGAGUGCACGUUAGGAUGGCUGGAGCCCUUGCUGGCAAGAAUAAAAGAAGACAGGAAAAUAGUUGUAUGCCCCAUCAUUGAUGUGAUUAGUGAUGAUACCUUUGAAUAUAUGGCUGGAUCAGACAUGACUUAUGGGGGCUUUAACUGGAAACUGAAUUUCCGUUGGUAUCCUGUUCCCCAAAGAGAAAUGGAUAGGAGAAAAGGAGAUAGAACAUUACCUGUCAGGACCCCUACUAUGGCUGGUGGCCUAUUUUCUAUUGACAGAAACUACUUUGAAGAGAUAGGAACUUACGAUGCAGGAAUGGAUAUCUGGGGUGGAGAGAAUCUUGAAAUGUCUUUUAGGAUUUGGCAAUGUGGAGGCUCUUUGGAGAUUGUGACUUGCUCCCAUGUUGGUCAUGUUUUUCGGAAGGCAACUCCUUACACUUUCCCUGGUGGCACUGGUCAUGUCAUCAACAAAAACAACAGGAGACUAGCAGAAGUUUGGAUGGAUGAAUUUAAAGAUUUCUUCUAUAUCAUAUCCCCAGGUGUUGUCAAAGUGGAUUACGGAGAUGUGUCAGCCAGAAAAACACUAAGAGAAAAUCUGAAGUGUAAGCCCUUUUCUUGGUACCUUGAAAACAUCUAUCCGGACUCCCAGAUCCCAAGACGUUAUUACUCACUUGGUGAGAUAAGAAAUGUUGAAACCAACCAGUGUUUAGACAACAUGGGCCGCAAGGAAAAUGAAAAAGUGGGUAUAUUCAACUGUCAUGGUAUGGGAGGAAAUCAGGUGUUUUCUUAUACUGCUGACAAAGAAAUCCGAACUGAUGAUUUGUGCUUGGAUGUGUCUAGACUCAGCGGACCUGUAAUCAUGUUAAAAUGCCACCACAUGAGAGGAAAUCAGUUAUGGGAAUAUGAUGCGGAGACCCACACUCUUCUUCACAUAAUCACCCAGUCCUGUCUCUCAGUAAGCAAAGUAGCUGAUGGCUCCCAGAAGCCCACUGUGGAAACAUGUAAUGAUAGCCCUUUGCAAAAAUGGCUACUAAGAAACUAUACAAGAAUGGAAGUUUUUAGAAAUAUUUUUGAGAAUCCUACUGAUUACAUUCUCUAAUAAGUCUUGUAAAUUUGUUUUGCAGACUGUUAAAUUUAUUUUACUAUUUUUGUUAUGUUCUGUUAUUGAAAUCUAGAAAUUCUUUAAAAUGUACUUAAGAAAAAUCUUUAUGUGCUAUUUCUCCAUGGAGUUACUUUUCUGUCUUUUACUUUUAGCUGCUUAUUAAUUUGGAGGCUGACUAUAUUAAGAAGUGUUUAGUCAAUUAUUAAUAGACAUUUUCCAGUUUUUACUUUAUUUCAAAUCUUUAUAUAUGCAUAAAUAUAAUUAAUGGUAUACAUUAUGACAUAUUAGCUUUCUUAGGCUAACUAUAGUCAUGUUUAUAUAAUAGAUUUUGCAUUAGAGCUAAAAAUAAUCAAUUAAAAAAAACAUAGCCAAAACUAUGGAUUGUUUUGGGGACAUUAAAAUUAAUUAAUCUGGUUAUUUUUUUAUUCAGAUACUUUCAUUGUGUGCAGAUUUAGGGUAGCUUUUCUAGAAUUUAUUAUUUUAACCUGAAGCUUUAAGGAAAUGCAUUUUUGAAAACUAAAAUGUAAUUUUCAGUAAGUUUAUAACAAAUUAUAUCUAAGAUUUUCUUUGUGGUUGGCUAAGUGAUACAAUAAAAGCUUUUUAAAAAUUAUACCUUUUAUCACCUGUGUGAUUUGUGAAUAUCUUCUCAGUAAGCAAUGAAAAGAAUCGUUAUUCAGUUUAAGUCAAAAAACCAGUAUGGAAUUCUUAUAAAGAGUGCAAAUAAGAACAUGUCCUAGUUCUUGAUCUUAAGGGGAUUAUCGUCCUGUAAAUAAAGGACAUUACAUUGUGCAAUAGCUUCCUAGGAGAACACAUGGGAAGUUAGGGCAUUAUUCUGGUUCGAAUGAACCAGUUCAAGUUGUUAGAAGACACAAUGGAGCUUGGAAUGCUCAGUGACAAGGCUGAAUGGGGUAUGGAGACGAGUGAAGACAAGGGGCAUUAUUUACAUUAGAACUACAUUCGAGACGUGUUAGAAAGCUGGGAAAGUUUGGACGUUUUGCACAGAGAACUUGUGUACAAGGUAAUUUACAUAUAUUAUCUUAGUUUGUUUUCAAAGCCUACCUGGCAGUGUAAUGCCCAAAAGGGGUCUUCUUAGAGUUAACUAGACACUUAGUGUCCCAAGUUUAUUUACAUAAUUCUAGGGCAGAAACCACGACUUGCUUCUGUCAGCAGACCCUGCAGCAGUUCAUCUAGCCUUAGGGGAGCUAGCUCUUCAACAGGCGACAGCCCUCUGUGAAGGGAUGAGAGCCAUAUCAGGGUGGUGUGGCAACCACCCUUGAAGCACUGAACACGUAUGUAUGUAACCACUCCAUAGGCCCAGCUCUGAGGAACCCAAAAGAGUAUGCAAAACUACAAGCCUUGGUGCUUCGAGAUGCCCAGGAUUUGGUUUCCUAUCAGGUGUUUAUAAUGCGGCGUAUCAGAUACAGAUGCAGUUUAUCAUUCAGAGGUUAUUUUUAAUGUUGCCUAGAAACAUGUUAACAUUGUUACCCUUAUCAGAUCACUAAGGGGGAUCACAGUUAUAUAGUUGAAUGAAGGUUAAAUUUGUUAAGCAGAUGGGAAAAGAGCAUUUUUAAAUACUUAUAUGUAUAGUUAAGCAUUUUCUGAUAAAGAAUCGGGUCCUCAGAAUGAUUUGGCGGCUUGCCCAAGUGUUCAUGGCUGGUAACUGGGGCAACAGGAAUUCAAACUGAGGUCUACCUGACCCUAAAAGGUCUGGUCUUUCUACUGCACUACAUUAAAAAGGAGAGGUUUUUGGUGAGUUCCUUGUUAUCUUUACAGUGGUGGCUUUUGACUAUUAACGAAUUCCUUCAAAGAAAAUACUUUUUAGGAAAAUAUACUAAUAUUGUGUAAAUUAUCACUAUGUACUUGAUAAGCUGAUCCUUAAAGUCACAUUUAAAAAAAAGAUCUAAUGGAAGCAAUCAAGGCUAAAUUGCUUUUUUUCAAAGAGGACAUGUAUAUACGAAGGACCUCAGGUAAGUAACAAAAAUAAAGAAUAUUUUGUUGAUUUUAAUGAAAAUUUUCUAGAAAAAAUGUUUUGUUUUUCAAGUUGGUUGCUGGUUCAAUUAGCCAACAGCAUAAUUUCUAG
Molecule: messenger RNA, 4113 nt
Organism: Acinonyx jubatus (cheetah)
Lineage: Eukaryota; Metazoa; Chordata; Mammalia; Carnivora; Felidae
Gene: GALNT13
Product: polypeptide N-acetylgalactosaminyltransferase 13
Exons: 13
Coding region: 315-2030 (571 amino acids)
Cellular component (GO): Golgi apparatus
Source: RefSeq, a predicted model, not a curated record